GUGUCUAAAACAGGAAGUUGCUCGCUGUCAAAAUAAAAGAGGGGCUGAAUGACAACAUUGGAUUCUUGUAGCUUGGUUUAAUUUCAUUUUAAAGGUUAGUAAGUUAAAUUCAAAUUAGCACACGUUUAGUCUUUGUGCAGGCAACAUUAGUUAUCUGUUUUGCCCGUCAAUAAAACAAAAUGAUGCUAGUGUAUAACAAUACAUGCAAGCAUGAAUAUUGAGAAAAUGAGAUCCACAAAAUGAUAUUGCUUUUCAUAAUACCAAACCACCAAGUGAUGCGUCUGUCUGUUGACAAUGCUUGAUCAUAUUUUUUCGGCUUGGAUGUGGUUUGGAUCCAACCGGCCUGGAUUUUGUAGUGGUACUGUUUUAAUAUUCAUAUUAAUUGUGUCGACUUGGCUGUGUGGGAUUCAUGCAAGCCUAAGUUUAGGACCAGGCGGCGAAUUUCCUGGAUUUUAUGAUUUCGUAUUAUAUGCCUAUAGCCACGAGGAGUUGACCUCUUUUCUCUACAACAUCACUUUACUGCUGUGGCUCGGACCAUGUCAAGAACGAAGAUGGGGCACUUUUGUCUUCCUCACCCUGUCUUUCAUCUCCACUGUGCUCCUUCCUCCCAUUUAUGCCCUUUUUCUUUUUGUCACCGGGGAUGAAGCCAGCAGGGUCUGUGGAUACUCUGCCUCUCACCUUGCUCUCUUUGCAGCCCAGUGUAGGCAGGUGAAGCAGAGGAGAAUUUUGCGAUGUGUUCCUGUCUGGUUUUUGCCUUGGUUCUUUUUACUUCUCAACAUUUUUCUUCUUCCCAGUGCUCCAGGUCUGCUGCACUUUUAUGCCAUUUGCCUGGGUCUCAACUACAACAAUGAGUUUAUUGAAUUAUUGGAACACAUAGAGAGACUAGGCAUAUGUGGCUGCAUGCCAAAAUGGGCAUACAUUUCUGUUACUUCUUAUCCACACCUGCCAACCUACAUCAUCCCCACGAAAAGACCAGAGCCACGUGAUAACUCAUCUCAGAUGGGAGACGUGCCAUCAACCAGUAAAUCCCAGUUGGAAGAUCAUUCGCUCCCAUGGCAACAUACUGUUCCUGAGUGGCAUCAGGAGUCUUUAGUAACAGAUUCCCAGAUGUUAGAGGAGCAGAUGCUAAGAGCGGGGAUAUUAGCAUCAUUACAGGAUGCGCCCGAGGGUACAGCAGAUAAAGUGGAAGUACCCAAGUCAUCAGUAUCUUCAUUACGGCUACAACAGCUGGAGAAAAUGGGCUUCCCCACAGAGAAAGCUGUCGUGGCGCUUGCUGCUACAGGGCAGCUGGAUGGAGCAAUUUCCCUGCUUAUUGACGAUCAGAUUGGGGAGGAGGCUGUAGUCAUCUCUAAAGGGAAGAAGUCAUCCUUAUAAUCAUAGCUUAGGGAUACCCAGACCAUUUAGAAAAACUGAUUGAUUGAAAAUUCUUUCAUUAUGUUUUUAUCCUCAUGUUGCUCCAAACCCAUAAGACUUUUGGAUGUGAAGCACAAAUGGAUGGAAGUUGGUGAGAUGGAAGUAUAUUCACAUUACUCUUUCUUCCAUAAAAUACGAGUGAAUGAGGUCCAGGGGCUGGCACCUCUAAAAAAUUAAACAAGGUACUACAAAACCAUCAAAAGUAGUUAAUGUAACUUGCUUCAUUACAGUUUUUCUUGAACUGUAUAAUAGCUGAAAUUGAAUGAGUAACUUAGACAUUGUGUUUCACCAAAUAAAGUCCUCUCUUUAGUUGAUACACAAGACGUGAGGGUAUAUAAAUUAUGACAUUUUCAAAUAUUUCUGUAAUGCAUAACAGAUUUUUAUGGCCGAUUGAUAAGCAGAGAUACAGUUAUGCAUUUGCUACUCCAUGAUUUUUGGGUGACCUGAACAGCUGAAAUCUGGUGCAUAGUGGGUGGUGUGAAAGAUUUUUAUGUUGAGGUGUUGGCAACUUUUACGUGAAGUUUAAUUUGAAGUUUAAUAUUAAAACGUGUUCGGAGCGGCAACUGCAACUCCAAAAGCAUGUCAGUAUGUCCAUCCUGUUUUGUUAUAAUUUCUAUGAAAACAAAAUAAGCUUUAUUAAAUUCCAUCUAAGGUGAUAUUAAAUGUGUCCUGCGUUUGUUACACCACAGACAAAUUAACCACCCAGCCAUAUUUGAAGGAUAAAAAAAAAUGGUCAAAAUCUGUGAAAAAUAAGCAGAAUUCUCUGCUCUACAACACUAGGGUCGUGUCCGUGUCGGCAUUAAAAACCACGCCCCACCUUCUCAAAACUUUCCAAUAUGGUUCUGGCUAGAGGGGAUACAGCUAUGACGAAAGGUAUAAGGAUUAGAAUGAAAAUCAGCGGGUUUGCCUAGAUAGGAUACAGCUACUACAGCCUAAAUCAUGUGAAGAAAUGGGUUUAGGUUUGGGGGAGGAUUAAGGCCACAUUUACACAUAUCUGGGUAUUUAGAGAAACAAAUAUUUCCCCACCUACGUUUUCAAUAAUAACAUCGUGCACACAGCAUCGUUUUCAAAAAACUUGUCAUUUACAUCAAAACGCAUAAAUUCACUCUGUCGAGCGCCAUAAUAACUAUGCCAAACCUAUAGGCGGCAGUGUAAGGACAGGGAUUAAAGCCAGGCAAGUCAACUAAAAUCGUCAGAAUCGACACCAACAAAUAACAAGAGCGACUUCCACUUCCUUUCAAAACCGCAAACAUAGGGCGCUCACAUGACGUUAAGCAUUUUCUUGCGCAUAAUGUUAUGUUUUAGAACCUAAAACCCCCUUUCUCCCUGUUGACACGGCAACACAUAAAUCUUAUCAGAGCUAAUCAGUACCCUCAGGUUAUCAGAAAUCUCCACUGUGGCUGGAGGUUUUAGAAAUAAUCGUUAUCUGCGUCUUUCCUUCGUGUAAAUGGGGCAUAAGAUGAAAGCAAUGAUCAUCCGGCGAGAUUUUGCCCUAGCUUUAUCCCUUCUAGCCACGCUACAACCUGAAUGUGUGUUCCCAAUUGUGUUGGGGCGGGCCAUGCGAGGUGGCUCAAGUGCAUCGUAGAUCCACUGUUUAACCCCGCCCAACUAACCCUGAACACAGAAAUGUGGAUAAACUCGUUUAACCACAAUUCAGUACUACAUUUUUCGCAUUCUCUUUUUCUCAUUACGUACUGCGCAAAGUCUUAGGCCACCAUGCCAGAAUUAGAUUUGUUUUUUCAAUGUUAUAGUGAUCAUAUAUAAUU
Molecule: messenger RNA, 3179 nt
Organism: Paramisgurnus dabryanus
Lineage: Eukaryota; Metazoa; Chordata; Actinopteri; Cypriniformes; Cobitidae
Gene: rhbdd3
Product: rhomboid domain containing 3
Cellular component (GO): membrane
Molecular function (GO): protein binding; serine-type endopeptidase activity
Source: RefSeq, a predicted model, not a curated record